Molecule: messenger RNA, 771 nt
Organism: Penicillium argentinense
Lineage: Eukaryota; Fungi; Ascomycota; Eurotiomycetes; Eurotiales; Aspergillaceae
Product: 1-(5-phosphoribosyl)-5- ((5-phosphoribosylamino)methylideneamino)imidazole-4-carboxamide isomerase HIS6
Exons: 3
Coding region: 1-771 (256 amino acids)
Biological process (GO): L-histidine biosynthetic process; L-tryptophan biosynthetic process
Cellular component (GO): cytoplasm
Molecular function (GO): 1-(5-phosphoribosyl)-5-[(5-phosphoribosylamino)methylideneamino]imidazole-4-carboxamide isomerase activity
Source: RefSeq, a predicted model, not a curated record
AUGACAAAAUUCAGACCGUGCAUUGACCUGCACUCGGGGCAGGUCAAGCAGAUUGUGGGAGGCACCCUCAGCAAUGUCGCCGAAGAUCUGAAGACCAACUACGUCUCCAAACUCCCCGCAAGCCACUACUCGGGGCUCUACCAGAAGCACAACUUGCGCGGCGGUCAUGUGGUGAAGCUGGGACCAGGAAAUGACGAGGCAGCCCAGGAGGCUGUGCGGACAUGGCCCAAUGGGUUGCAAGUUGCUGGAGGCAUCACCGAUAAGAAUGCACAGUACUGGAUUGACCAGGGCGCCGAGAAGGUGAUCAUCACUUCAUUCCUCUUCCCUUCAGGCAAAUUCUCCCUCGAGCGGCUCCAAUCGGUUCUGGCGGCACUGGGCGGUGACAAGUCCAAGCUGGUAUUGGACCUGAGCUGCCGUCGAAAGGACAACACCUGGUUCGUCGCGAUGGACCGCUGGCAAACCAUUACGGAGAUGGAGAUCAAUCAAGAAUCCAUCUCACUUCUGGAACCCUACUGCUCUGAAUUCUUGAUCCAUGCUGCGGACGUGGAGGGUCUUCAGCAGGGCGUCGAUGAGGAAUUGGUCUCGAAACUCGCUGACUGGUGUACUAUUCCCAUUACAUACGCCGGUGGUGCGCGCAGUCUCCAGGACCUCGAAAAGGUCCAUGUGAGCAGCAAGGGCAAGGUAGACCUGACCAUUGGCAGUGCCUUGGAUAUCUUCGGUGGCUCCGGAGUGACGUUUGACGAAUGUAUUGAGUGGAACAAGACGCAUUGA